GCCCAGCCCCGGGCCGCGCGGUGCCAUGCUGCCCCGGCGGCGGCGCUGAAGGAUGGCGACGCCUGUCCCUCCGCCCUCCCCGCGGCACCUGCGGCUGCUGCGGCUGCUGCUCUCUGGCCUCGUCCUCGGCGCGGCCUUGCGCGGUGCGGCCGCCCGCCGCCCGGAUGCAGCCGUCUGUCCUGGGAGCCUGGACUGUGCCCUGAAGAGGCGGGCGCGGUGCCCCCCGGGGGCACGUGUCUGCGGUCCCUGCCUUCAGCCCUUCCAGGAGGACCAGCAGGGGCUCUGUGUGCCCAGGAUACGCCAGCCUGUGGGGGAGGGCUUGCCCCAGCCCAGACUGGAAGAUGAGAUCGACUUCUUGGCCCAGGAGCUAGCCAGGCAGGAGGUGGGGCACUCCAGGCUCACGGCCCCACCCCAGCCUGAGGGGAGACAGCGGCUCCCGGAGGCCGCAUCCACCUUGGGGCUCUCAGAGCGUGGCCGGGGCCCCAACCUGAGCCUCCCCUCCACGCGGGGAGCGCCCACGCCCCGCACCUCCUCCCUGCGCUCCGCUGUGUCAUCUGGGCCUGUGCACAUGUCCCCGCUGGAGCCACGGGGCGGGCGCGGUGACAGCCUUGCCCUCCGUAAGUCUGGCCGGGCGGGGAGGCAGGGUCCUGCCCGAAAGGCUGCCCUCACUGCGCCCCCUCCCUGCAGUGCUGAUCGUGGCGUGCUCCGUGGCCGGCGCGGCCGCCCUUGCCGUGGCCGUUCUCUGCUGGUGUCGGUGAGCAUGGGGCCGGGCUGGGGGUGGGCGGCCGGGCCGCCGGGCGGUGACCCCGCGGGUCUCAGGUGUGGUGUCUCCACCCCCCGCAGGCUGCAGCGAGAUGUUCGCCUGACCCAGAAGGCCGACUACGCGGCCCCGCAGGCGCCCAGCUCCCCAGCCACGCCCAGGAUCUCGCAGCCCGGGGACCAGCGGCUGGCGCACAGCGCGGAGAUGUACCACUACCAGCACCAGAGGCAGCAGAUGCGGUGCCUGGAGCGGCAUAAGGAGCCCCCCAAGGAGCUGGACUCCGCCUCCUCCGACGAGGAGAACGAAGACGGCGACUUCACGGUGUACGAGUGCCCCGGCCUGGCCCCGGUGAGUGUGGGGGUGGGCGGUGGGUGUCCCGCCCCUGCCCUGGACCCACCUAACGCCAGCGUUCGCAGACUGGAGAGAUGGAGGUGCGCAACCCACUGUUCGACCACGCCUCUCUGUCCGCGCCCCCGCCGCAGUGACCCGAAGGCUGAUGCCCACCCGCUCAUGGACGCGCUGCCCACGGGUGGGGAGGGGCAGGGCCCAGCCUUUCCCAUUAAAGAGACUGUGUCCUGA
This is a messenger RNA of Kogia breviceps (pygmy sperm whale), 1339 nucleotides long. RefSeq names its product neural proliferation, differentiation and control 1 (gene NPDC1). The record is from RefSeq and is a predicted model, not a curated record. NCBI's taxonomy places the organism in Eukaryota, Metazoa, Chordata, Mammalia, Artiodactyla, Physeteridae. Gene Ontology annotation, cellular component: membrane.